This is a messenger RNA of Pocillopora verrucosa, 1372 nucleotides long. The record is from RefSeq and is a predicted model, not a curated record. NCBI's taxonomy places the organism in Eukaryota, Metazoa, Cnidaria, Anthozoa, Scleractinia, Pocilloporidae.
GCAGGUGCUCGACUCGAAUUUUGUGGCAUGCUGAAAGCAACAAUAUUGAGCUCCGUUGUCUUGAGGAAGCAUGGAAUUUUCAACGUUUCUUGUAUUCGCAGCCUGGACUGCAUCGAUGACUUACUUGACGUUUGGUAAAGAGCGAGAGCGCGCAAUGCUGUUUCCAGACUACUACUUCUUUGCUGGAAGACGUUUGGUGAACCACGCCAUUGAAGAGAAACGCGUCAAGAACUUGGAUGACUGUGAGCUUUUGUGCUACCUGAGCGACAGCUGUGUCAGUCUUAACUUCAAAAAGGAUCCUGACAAUAAUCAACCAGGUCACAUCUGUGAGCUAAAUAACGCAACGCAUCUGAAAUAUGACAGUGACUUGACAACUGAUGCCAAUUUUUACUAUCGUGGCUCGAAGAGCGCUUGUGACAAGAGUUCCCACUGCCAAAAUAACGCAACUUGCCAGUCUGGAUUUACACUCAAGGGAUAUCGAUGCUUGUGUCCUCCUGGAUUCGAGGGAGAAAGUUGUGAAACGGAUACUGAUGAAUGCGAAGCAACCCCUAGUAAAUGCCACAAGGAGGCUACGUGUAAUAACACAAACGGAUCAUACGUGUGCACAUGCAAACCUGGAUUUAUCGGAGAUGGGCGGAAUUGUACAGAUAUUGACGAAUGCAUAGCAUACCCUGGCAAAUGCCACGUAAACGCGACUUGCAAUAACACAGACGGAUCACACGUUUGCUCAUGCAAACCUGGAUAUAUUGGAGAUGGACGCAGUUGUACAGAUGUUGACGAGUGUAAAGGAAAGCAUUCCUGUCACGAGAAAGCAAAAUGUACGAACACCAUUGGAUCACAUGUAUGUGAAUGUCAGCCUGGAUAUACUGGAAAUGGACAAAAUUGCACAGACAUUGACGAAUGCAGUAAUGCUCGAGCUGAUCAAUUGAACAAAUGUCAUGCAAAUGCCUCUUGCAUUAAUACUUAUGGUUCAUACAACUGUUCUUGUAAUCCUAAAUACAUUGGGGAUGGUUUUAACUGUGAAGCCGAUCCUUGUUAUGACUACAAAAACCUCAGUGAUGCCUCUAGAAAGAGUAGUUACAAAGACGACGAACAUCUAUGUGAUAAGAAACUCCCAGAGGGAUGGUAUCGUUUUGUAGGAGCUGCAGGAACAAAAAUGCCAACAACGCGUGUGUCAGCAUUCAGUUGUGGUACAGUCUUCUCUGGCUGGUUAAUGAGAGAAGAUGCUCCUCCUUCCAGGAAGGUCUGCUUUAGUGAUAAAAAGUCUGGAUGCGAAGAUACUGUGAGUAUCUCCGAGAAAGAGUGUGGAUCCUACCAUAUUUACAAACUUCAUGCGACAAAAUGUCCAAGGCGUUAUUGUGGUUCAGACUGA